AUGGUUGUUCUUCAGCGGUCUAGUGUUACAGCGCUACAAGUCGCCCAACUUAUCCAUUAUGGCACUGAGAAGACGCUGCACAGUCUAAAGGCAGAGUCAAGGACUCCUAUGAUGGACAUUUCUGUGGACACAUUCUACCUCUGA
Molecule: messenger RNA, 144 nt
Organism: Parastagonospora nodorum SN15
Lineage: Eukaryota; Fungi; Ascomycota; Dothideomycetes; Pleosporales; Phaeosphaeriaceae
Exons: 2
Coding region: 1-144 (47 amino acids)
Source: RefSeq, a predicted model, not a curated record